CCGAGAGGGCGGCGCCGAGCAGCGCAGAGCCCAGCGGCACCGGGACCAGCGGGGACCGGGACCGGGACACGAGCUGCAGCGGGACCGCAGGCAGCACGGCGAAGGCCACCAGCAUCCCCCAGCACCCCAGUUCCUCAUCCUCCCGCACCCUGGGGCAGCGCUGAAUGCCGGCAGCCAGACCAUGGAGGGCCCCGAGCGUGGGUACUCGGUACAAGCCACUGCCGCCAUUGCUGCCGCCAUCACCUUCCUGAUGCUCUUCACCAUCACCGGUAAUGCACUGGUGAUCAUGGCCGUGCUGAGCAGCCGCUCUCUGCGGGCACCCCAGAACCUCUUCUUGGUGUCCUUGGCGGCUGCCGACAUCUUGGUGGCCACCCUCAUCAUCCCCUUCUCCUUGGCCAAUGAGCUGCUAGGAUACUGGUACUUUGAGAAGACAUGGUGUGAGAUUUACCUGGCGUUGGACGUGCUCUUCUGCACCUCCUCCAUUGUCCACCUCUGUGCCAUCAGCCUGGACCGCUACUGGUCCGUCAGCCAUGCCAUUGAGUACAACGCCAAGCGGACACCACGGCGCAUCAAGUGCAGCAUCUUCAUUGUCUGGACCAUCGCUGCUGUCAUCUCCCUCCCACCCUUGGUCUACAAGGGGGAGAAGAAGACAACAGCAGAGGAACGACCACAGUGCAAGCUCAACGAGGAGGCCUGGUAUGUCCUCUCCUCCAGCGUUGGCUCCUUCUUCGCCCCGUGCCUCAUCAUGAUCCUUGUUUACCUGCGCAUCUACCUGAUCGCCAAACGUCGCCACCACUCCCAUCCCUCCACCACCAAACCACUGGGACCUAUGCCACCAAACACCACUCCCACCGCAGCCAGUGUGGAUCCCCCAGGGACCUCCCUGCCUGCAGACAGGACCUCACUGCUGAGCCCCGAGGAGCCCCCAGUGUCUCUCAGCACUGGGGCAGCGCUGUCCCCACAGCCCAGCAGACACCCCAAGGACACCUUGGCCACUGGGACGGGGCAGGUGGUGUUGGCCCAUCAGCCGCCAGUAUUGAACGCUUGGAGGAGGAAGACUCAGGUCAACCGGGAGAAACGUUUCACCUUUGUCUUGGCUGUGGUCGUUGGGGUCUUUGUCCUCUGCUGGUUCCCCUUCUUCUUUCUCUACAGUCUGGGCGCACUCUGUCCUCAGCGCUGCAAGGUCCCGAACAGCGUCUUCCAGUUCUUCUUCUGGAUUGGGUACUGCAACAGCUCCCUCAACCCUGUCAUCUACACCGUCUUCAACCAGGACUUCCGCAAGGCUUUCCGGCGCCUCCUCUGCCGCCAUCACCUUGCCCUGACACCGUGGUGAGGGGCUCUGUAUACCCCCUUCCUCCUCCUUCUCCUCCUCCUCCUGUGGUCACCACCCACGGAUUUGGUGAGGGUUGAAGCCCUCAAACAGAUGAUGGAUCCCUUCUUUGGGGAACAGGGACGGGGUGCCACCAUGUCCCCAAACUUGGUAGCAUCCUGGCCCCUCUUCCUCCCCCAGGGGCUUUUUACCAA
Cuculus canorus (common cuckoo) is the source of this 1524-nucleotide messenger RNA. RefSeq names its product alpha-2B adrenergic receptor. Lineage: Eukaryota; Metazoa; Chordata; Aves; Cuculiformes; Cuculidae. Gene Ontology annotation, biological process: regulation of smooth muscle contraction; platelet activation; adenylate cyclase-activating adrenergic receptor signaling pathway. Bases 182 to 1333 code for a protein of 383 amino acids. Gene Ontology annotation, cellular component: membrane. Gene Ontology annotation, molecular function: alpha2-adrenergic receptor activity. The transcript has 2 exons. The record is from RefSeq and is a predicted model, not a curated record.